AAAUUGAACAAUCAAAUAUAUAUUGUUAGUAAUUUCUAUGACUUUAUUAUUUGUAACAACAAGCAUUUGAGUAUAAUAUAAUACUCGAAUAGAAUAGAAAAAAAUAAUAAUAUAUAAAGAGUGGGGAUAUUGUUGAGUUUAACUAUUAUUUUAAAAGAAGGAAGAUGAAGAAAGUAAUUUAAUAGCAAGGGGAUAAUAAAACCCUAACAAUUCGCAUUCAGCCUUGCUCGAGAUAACACAUAUUCAAAUUGAUCGAAAUAAAUCACACUUGACAUGGAUCGUAAAUUUUUAUUUAUUUUACUUGGUCUAUUGGUGGCUGCUCAAGUGAUACAAGCACAAGUAUUAUUUAAGAAAGGUAGUUGUCCAAGAAGAAAAACAGUGUAUCAUUGUGAGCCAACAUGUAUGAAUGAUUAUCAAUGUCCAUCAAGUCAAAAGUGUUGUCCAAAUAAAUGUGGAUCUGUAUCAUGUGUUGAAGCAAGUCCAGUUUAUACUGGCAAUAAUGGACCAUACAGAGGAAUAAUUAAACAUAGCCAUGUUUUUUGUGGUGGUAUGAAGUGCACUAAAUGGGAAAAAUGUGAAUUGGAGCGUAAUACAAAACGUGCUAGAUGUGUUCGAGUUUAAAAUUAUAAUAUCAAUAGUUAUUAUGUCAACAAUAAUUUUUUAAUUAAUUACUUAUGUUGACUAUAUUUUGUUUUUUUUUUUACUUGAAUAUAAGCAAGAUACACUGCCACUUUUAAAUCGUUCCAUAUAAUAUUAUAACAUUAUUAUUAUUAUACUUGUAAAAUGGAAAAUCCAAUAGAUUUAAUUAAAAUUUCAUGAAUAAAGUCUUUUUAAAGCAA
This is a messenger RNA of Aphidius gifuensis, 839 nucleotides long. Its product is annotated as waprin-Rha1-like. NCBI's taxonomy places the organism in Eukaryota, Metazoa, Arthropoda, Insecta, Hymenoptera, Braconidae. Bases 274 to 621 code for a protein of 115 amino acids. The record is from RefSeq and is a predicted model, not a curated record. Gene Ontology annotation, cellular component: extracellular region. Gene Ontology annotation, molecular function: peptidase inhibitor activity. The transcript has 4 exons.